AUGCAGCCCGGCACGCAGAAGAGGGGGCCUGCCACGCCCGGCGCCGACCCCUCCCCACCUUCACCCUCCCCGGUUGCCGCCGACAGCCUGUCCCAGCUCUUCCGCCGGCAGCAGCGCUACAUCAACUACUUUUUCGACAACCUGGACUUUGGUCCCAUCCAGCAGUUCUGCCAGGCCUGCCUGGACUGCAAGGGCGUGAUCAUCAUCACGGGGGUGGGCAAGAGCGGGUUCAUCGCGCAGAAGCUGUGCCAGACGCUGGUGUCCACAGGCACCAAGGCAGUCUUCCUCAGCCCGCAGGACGCCCUGCACGGCGACAUCGGCAUCAUCGGUCGGCAGGACCUGCUGGUCUGCUUCUCCAAGAGCGGCGCCACGGAGGAACUCAUCCGUCUCGUGCCCUUUGCUCGGGCCAAAGGCGCGCGCCUCGUCUCCAUCACCUCCCAGCCCGGCAGCGAGCUGGAGGCGGUGUGCGACCUGGCGGUGCACCUGCCGCUGGAGCGAGAGCUGUGCCCCUUUGACCUGGCACCCGUCACCUCCACAGCCAUACAGAUGGUGUUUGGAGACACGGCAGCCAUCGCGCUGAUGCAGGCCAACCACCUGACGCGGGACCAGUAUGCGAUGAACCACCCGGCGGGGCGCAUCGGGAAGCGCCUCAUCCUGCGCGUGGCGGAUGUGAUGAUCAGCAAUGGCAAGGUGCCGGUGGUGCCUCCCUCCACGCUGAUGCCCGAAGUGCUUGUGGAGCUUACCAGCAAGGGGUGCGGCUGCGUGCUGGUGGCGGAUGAGGAGCUGCGCCUGGUCGGCAUCUUCACAGACGGAGACCUGCGCCGCACGCUGCAGCAGGCAAGCUGGGGCGCGGCGCCGGCAGAGGGACGAGGGCUGGCGCUCGGCAGCCUGCAGCGUGCUGGAUGCGGCGCGGAGGGGCGGGAUGUGAUGGGCCUGCGGGUGGAUGAGGUGAUGUGUGAGGAGCCCAAGACCUGCGGCAGCGAGGAGAUGGCGGUGGAUGCGAUGCAUGUGAUGGAGGAGGCGCCCAAGGUGGCGAUGCUGCCGGUGGUGGACGACGGGCGGCUGCGGGGGCUGGUCACGCUGCACGCCCUGGUCAGCGCAGGCCUGUGA
Messenger RNA from Chlorella variabilis, 1110 nucleotides. RefSeq lists its product as hypothetical. Gene Ontology annotation, molecular function: isomerase activity; carbohydrate derivative binding. The transcript is spliced from 10 exons. The record is from RefSeq and is a predicted model, not a curated record. Gene Ontology annotation, biological process: carbohydrate metabolic process; carbohydrate derivative metabolic process. The coding region runs from base 1 to 1110 and encodes 369 amino acids. Lineage: Eukaryota; Viridiplantae; Chlorophyta; Trebouxiophyceae; Chlorellales; Chlorellaceae.